AAGACAAAAAAAACCAAACAGGAAAAAAUACUUCAGCACUUCCUUCUGUGGUAACAAACCUGUCUGUCGCAAACCGGUUUGAACUGAAAGUAACAUCUACAGCAUCCGGUUUGUGAAAAGACCAUCAUUUUCACUGCUUGGGGAGUGAGCUAAGAGGUACAGUUACAGAGUUGUGGACAACCAGAAAGUGCUUUUGGACUUAAUGACCAAAUGCCUUUCUGAAGAUGGAAGUUCAGACUCCAGAUCACGGAGCUCCUGUCCAGACCAACAUCACAGCUCAGACAGGAGGAACUGCUUGUGCUCCUGUGUUUGAUGGGAGUACUAUUCAGUCGCUGACAGUUAUAAACAACAUAUAUGGAGCUCAGAAAUCUUCCACGCCCAGCAACAGCACAGGUCAGGAUGGAGACACUCCUGGUGAUCAAGCUAUUACUGAAGAAAAUCUCACUGUAUAUAAACAAAAACACAAAGACCAACUGAGGAACAAAUUAAAAACUAUUAGUGAAGGAAUCUCAAAGCAAGGAAUCUCCACACUUCUGAAUGAGAUCUACACAGAGCUCUACAUCACAGAGGGUGGGAGUGGAGAGGUCAAUAACGAACAUGAGGUGAGACAGAUUGAAACAUCUCCUAGGAGACGAACAACACAGGAGACAGCCAUUAAAUGCAAUGACAUCUUCAAACCCUUACUAGGACAAGACAAACACAUAAGGACUGUACUGACCAGAGGAAUCGCUGGAAUUGGAAAAACAGUCUCUGUGCAGAAAUUCAUUCUGGACUGGGCUGAAGGAGAAGCAAAUCAGGAUAUUGCUUUCAUAUUUCCACUUCCUUUUAGGGAGCUGAAUUUGAUGAAGGGGAAAAAGCUCAGUCUGAUGGAACUUCUUCAUUGCUUUUUCCGACAAACAAAGGAUUUUCAAUCGAUAGAGAGUGAUGACUACAAAGUCUUAUUAGUGUUUGAUGGUCUGGAUGAAUGUCGACUUCCUCUAGACUUUGAGAACAAUGAGAGCUUGUUUGAUGUAACAGACAAGGACUCAGUAGAUGUCCUGCUGACAAACCUAAUAAAGGGGAAUCUGUUCCCUUCUGCUCUCCUCUGGAUAACCUCUCGACCAGCAGCAGCCAAUCAGAUCCCUUCAGAGUGUGUUGACCAGGUAACUGAGGUACGAGGGUUCAGUGACCCUCAGAAAGAGGAAUACUUCAGGAAAAGAAUCAGGAAUCAGAACAUUGCUGAAAAGAUCAUUGAACACAUGAAGUCAUCAAGAAGCCUCUACAUCAUGUGCCACAUACCAGUCUUCUGUUGGAUUUCAGCCACUGUUCUAGAGAGAAUGCUAAGUGAAGCAGUGAUUGAGAAGAUCCCCAAGACUGUUACUCAAAUGUUUACUAAAUUCUUGAUCUUUCAAAUCAAACAUAAGAGUCAAAAGUACCAAGGAAAAUGUGACAUUGAUACUCACAUGACAAAAGAGAGUAUUUUGGGCUUAGGAAAAUUGGCUUUCCAACAGCUGGAAGAGGGCAACCUGAUCUUCUAUGAGGACGAUCUGAAAGAGUGUGGCAUUGAUGUCAAAGAAGUGUCAGUGUACUCAGGUGUCUGCACUCAGAUCUUCAGAGAAGAGUUUGGGCUGGAACUGGGAAAGGCUUUUAGCUUUGUGCAUCUGAGCGUUCAGGAAUUUCUGGCUGCUUUAUUUGCAUUUCUUUGCUUCGUCUUAAACAAUACAAAUGUGCUGAUGCAAACCACAGGAUUUUUUAGUGCUUUCAAAAAGUCAAAAAUGUCAGACGUCCUCAAGUGCGCAGUUGAUAAAGCCUUACAGAGUGAUAAUGGACACCUGGACCUUUUCCUCCGCUUCAUUCUGGGUCUCUCUUUGGAGUCCAAUCACACUCUCUUACGGGGCAUACUGCCCCUGACAGGAAGCAUCACUUAUAGUAAAGAGGAAAUAGUUGAAUACAUCAAAAAGAAGAUCAGGGAAAAUCCCUCUCCAGAGAGUACAAUAAAUUUGUUCCACUGUCUGAAUGAAUUGAAUGAUCAUUCCUUAAUGAAGGAAGUACAAACAUUCUUAAACAGAGGAGGUGGCAAUUCUCUCCAUGCAUCUAAACUCUCUCCUGCUCAGUGGUCAGCAGUGGCAUAUGUUUUGCUGAACUCAGAAGAGGAGCUGGAUGAAUUUGACCUGAGUAAAUAUGACCCAUCAGAGGAAUGUCUUCUGAGACUGUUGCCAGUGGUUAAAGCAUCCCAAAAAGUUGUAACACGUGGUUGUAAUCUGACUGAAAAAAGUUGUGCCGUUCUGGCCACAGCUUUCAGUUCAAACUCCUCAUGUCUGAGAGAGCUGGACCUCAGUGACAAUGAACUGCAGGAUUCAGGUGUGAUGGAACUCUGUGCUGGACUGGAGAAUCAUAAUUGUAAACUGGAGAAACUGGUGCUCCACAAAUGCAGUAUUACAAAUAAAGGCUAUGCUGCUAUUUUGUCAGCUCUAAAAUCAAACCCAUCACACCUGAGAGAACUGAACCUGAACAAUAAUGAUCCAGGAGAGACGGCAGUGAAGCUGCUCUCUAAUCAACUGGAGGAUCCGCACUGUAAACUGGAGAAACUACAGCUGUCUCACUGCAAUAUUACAAAGGAUGGCUGUGCUGCUCUACUUAAAGCUCUAAAAUUAAAUCCCUCAUCACAUCUGAGAGAACUGAAUCUGAGCUAUAAUCAGCCAGGAGACUCAGGACUGAAAGAGCUCUGUGCUGUAGACUGUAAAUUAAAAAAACUACAGCUAUGUUGUUGCAAUCUCACAGACAGAGCCUGUGUAGUUCUGGCCUCAUUUAUGAGCUCAGAGUCCUCAUGUCUAAUAGAACUCAUCCUAAAUGAGAAUAAUCUACAGAAUUCAGGAGCAGAGCUGCUUUCUUCUGGACUGGAAAAUCCACACUGUAGACUGGAGACACUGGGGCUGUUUAACUGCAGUAUUACAGAGGAUGGCUGCAUUGCUCUGGUUAAAGCUCUGAAAUCAAACCACUCACACCUGAGAGAACUAAAUCUGAGUGGGAAUAAACCAGGAGAUUCAGCAGUGAAGGAGCUCUCUGAUCGAAUGAAAGAUCCACACUGUAAACUGGAGAAGCUACAGCUGUGUGACUGCAGUUUAACAGAGGAAAGUUGUGCAGCUCUGGCAUCAGUUCUCAGUUCAGAGUCGUCACAUCUGAAAGAACUAAACCUGAGUUACAAUAAAGUGCAGGAUUCAGGAGUGAAGCUGCUCUCUCCUGGGCUAGAGAAACCACACUGUAAACUGGAGACACUAAGGCUGUGUAAGUGCAGUAUUAAAGACGAAGGCUGUGCUGCUCUGGUUGAAGCUCUGAAAUCAAACCCCUCAUCACAGCUGACAGAAUUAAAUCUGAGCUUUAAUUUUCCUGGAGAUGCAGAACUAAAGGAACUUUCUGAUCUACUCAAGGAUCCACUCAGUAAACUGGAUAAAAUACACACCGGGACAUAAAACAUAAGACCUCGAAUGAGUUCCACAGGAUGUUAUUAGUUGAGCUGGGGGAAUUAUGUUGUGUACUGCAUUACAGUUUAAACUAUUUUUCUGUUGUUCUAAACUAAUUUAAAAAGACAAACAAGUUCCACCAUUCAAGGAGUAACCUGUAUAUGUAAGCAUGCUCAAAUUAAUAUUACGUUAUUUUAAAAAAUGCUCUUAUUGGACUGGACACUUCAAAUGUUUUUUUUUUUUAAAUGCAUUUGCCAAAUUUAUAAUUUUUUAAAAAUAGGCUGUUUUGUCCAAAGCAAAGGCUAGAAGGGAAACAUACCUUUUCUGUUUCUUAAUGAUUACUAAACAAUUAGCCAGCAAUCAAUACAGUCCUUGUAAAUGGAAUAAGUAAUAAGUUAUAAUGUUAUAAAUACGUUUAAUAUGUGUAAAUGAGUGUUCUGUAAAUUUUUAUUUUUUGAGUAAUAAGUUAGAUAUAAGUUCACUGUAAUGUUUGUUAUGAGCAUAAUUAUAUGAAUUCAUAAUGAUCAAACAUUGGAACAGUCUAAUAAACAACUUACAAUACAAUUUACAAGAAAGCCUUAAAUUACUUCAUUGUAUUUUGCCCUUGUCCAUGUUUAACAGUACUCCUAAACUCUUAAAAACUCUUAAAACCUUACUCUUAACAUUACUCUAGAAUCAUGUCUACAUUCCUGUUCAGCUGAGACCUAGUUAAACAAAUCCGACUACAGAUAUUUACUGUAAGUUCAUAUACAUAGCAUUUGAUUUAAAACACAUUUGUAAAUUGGUUUAAAAACAUAAUAGCCCCACCUCCUUAUGGAGUAUAAUCAGACCUAGAAAUGUAGCUUUAUAAUUAAAACAUUAUAAUAAGUUGUAUCAUCAUCCAAAUUAAUCUUUGACAAAUCAAGAAGGUUUAUUUGCAUAAUUGUU
Molecule: messenger RNA, 4367 nt
Organism: Pygocentrus nattereri (red-bellied piranha)
Lineage: Eukaryota; Metazoa; Chordata; Actinopteri; Characiformes; Serrasalmidae
Product: NACHT, LRR and PYD domains-containing protein 3-like
Exons: 11
Coding region: 225-3449 (1074 amino acids)
Molecular function (GO): protein binding
Source: RefSeq, a predicted model, not a curated record